CAGAGAUCAGCUGACUCCGAGUGCAGCUGCGGGGAAAGACGCCACUGUCACAGCAACCUCAUGAACAGCGCGAGCUCUUUAUUUUAAAUCGCAGCAGUUAUUAUUAUUACUAUUAUUAUUUUUUAAAUUAACAUAACGCAGUAUGGUUUAUUAAAGUGACGCCUCUAAUCAAAGUGACGGUAUGUACAUCUAAAGAAGUAUCAGCACUCAGAUCUUUGCAGUUGAAUGUAUAGUGGCUUGGUGUACUGUCUGAAGAGGAGUCAUGGCAGAGUUCUGGUUGAUAUCCGCUCCCGGUGAGAAGAUGUGUCAGCAGACAUGGGAGAGGAUGAAUGCAGCCACCACUCGCACCAACAAUCUGUCCACCAACCACAAGUUCUCUAUUCCAGACCUCAAGGUAGGAACCCUGGAUGUGCUUGUAGGUCUGUCAGAUGAGCUCGCCAAACUGGACUCAUUUGUGGAAAGUGUGGUGAAGAAAGUAGCCCACUACAUGGCUGACGUUUUAGAGGAUAGUAGAGAUAAAGUCCUGGAAAAUCUUUUAGCCAACGGAGUUGAUUUGGUGACCUACAUCACAAGGUUCCAGUGGGAUAUGGCCAAGUAUCCAAUCAAACAGUCCCUGAAGAAUAUCUCAGAAAUCAUCUCGAAGCAAGUGACUCAGAUAGAUAAUGAUCUGAAAGCCAGAGCUUCAGCUUACAAUAAUAUAAAAGGCAACCUGCAGAACCUGGAGAGAAAGAAUGCGGGGAGUCUUCAGACAAGGAGUUUGGCUGACCUUGUGAAGAAAGAGGAUUUCGUGCUGGACUCGGAAUAUCUUACUACUCUGCUUGUAGUCGUUCCAAAAACAAGUUAUGCUGACUGGGAGAAGUCGUAUGAAACCCUCUCUGAAAUGGUGGUUCCACGAUCUUCAAAUCUGCUUUUUGAAGACCAGGACAGUGGGCUCUUCAGCGUCACUCUCUUUCAAAAGGCGAUAGAUGACUUCAGACUCAAGGCCAGGGAAAAUAAGUUCGUUGUGCGUGACUUCCAGUACAACGAAGAUGAGCUGAAGGCCAACAAAGAGGAGAUGACUCGGCUCUCUACAGACAAGAAAAAGCAGUUUGGCCCACUGGUACGAUGGUUGAAGGUGAAUUUUAGUGAAGCAUUCAUCGCAUGGAUCCACAUCAAGGCUCUCCGGGUUUUUACCGAAUCAGUUUUGAGGUAUGGAUUGCCAGUCAACUUCCAGGCUAUGCUUUUGCAACCCAAUAAGAAAAACAUGAAGAAGCUGCGUGAGGUCCUCCAUGAGCUUUACAAGCAUCUGGACAGCAGUGCUGUAAUUAUUGAUGCCUCUAUGGACAUCCCUGGUCUGAACCUGAGCCAGCAGGAAUAUUACCCCUAUGUUUAUUACAAGAUUGACUGCAGUCUUCUUGAUUUUAAAUAAAGCCACACCAUCAUGUUUUAAUUCACAGAACUGGGAAUUUCAUGUUCAGGGGAAUGAUUCCGAGCUUUUGAGCUAAGUGUGAUUUUUUUCCAUAUUUACUUUGAUAUUUGGGGUUUAAUUUAGUAAUUUUAUACAAGAGUAUAAGGUUUAUUGUGGAGAUUGGUGCUAUCAAUAUUAAAGUCUUAAAACUGUGUCUAUGUUGCAACUUUGAUUGACUCUUAUCUAAGUGAUGCAUGUCUUUUUAAAUGCCACAUUGCCAACUCGGCUUUAACACUGGCAGCAAUUUUUGAAAACCCAUUUUUGAAACCACGUUUCAAACAGACAGUUAAACAGAGAAUUGUAUUAAGUUUUGAAACUUUCUUAAGGUUUAGGAAAUAACUAAAUGGACUCAACUGUAGUAAAAGUGCAAUUACUGUGGAUAAAAAAAAUCUGUUGGAUCAAAAAUACUAAACCAUUCCCUUAAUUCAUUAAUCAUAUUUUCUCUUUGUUCACUGUACCUUUCCUUCCAUCUAUCUCAUAGUCAAAUGAUAAUUAUUGAGUCCAGAGUUUUGGCCAUGUUCUUGCUUAUGUGUUGUGUUUCAUUACAUACUCAUUUUUACACUGGAAAAAUCUCAGCAUUAGCAUUAAUGCCAUGUGUUUUGUCUAACCCUAACCCACAGAAUUCCACAAUUCUCUAUAAAGGUGCUAUUUUGGUCAGGCUUUAAGUCAUCGUAUGGCCAAUUGUGAUUCCUGCUUUAUCCACACACAGAUGUAUGUUUAUAGAGUUAGUAAUUGUGGUUGUGUUUCAUUUUGUUGUUGGGAGACUUACUGUAUUUGUCAUUUUUGAGAUUUGAAUGAAAAUGUGCUUGAUAAUUAUAAUGUGUUUUAGUGAAAUACCAAUAAAUGUGUAUAAACAA
This is a messenger RNA of Pangasianodon hypophthalmus (striped catfish), 2304 nucleotides long. It is a transcript of the gene atp6v1c1b, whose product is annotated as ATPase H+ transporting V1 subunit C1b. Gene Ontology annotation, biological process: proton transmembrane transport. Lineage: Eukaryota; Metazoa; Chordata; Actinopteri; Siluriformes; Pangasiidae. The record is from RefSeq and is a predicted model, not a curated record. Gene Ontology annotation, molecular function: proton-transporting ATPase activity, rotational mechanism. Gene Ontology annotation, cellular component: lysosomal membrane; vacuolar proton-transporting V-type ATPase, V1 domain. The coding region runs from base 263 to 1408 and encodes 381 amino acids. The transcript is spliced from 13 exons.